Bombus terrestris (buff-tailed bumblebee) is the source of this 5212-nucleotide messenger RNA. RefSeq names its product sex-lethal homolog. Lineage: Eukaryota; Metazoa; Arthropoda; Insecta; Hymenoptera; Apidae. The coding region runs from base 147 to 1019 and encodes 290 amino acids. Gene Ontology annotation, cellular component: ribonucleoprotein complex. The record is from RefSeq and is a predicted model, not a curated record. Gene Ontology annotation, molecular function: RNA binding. The transcript has 6 exons.
CGUGAAAAAAGGAAAUUUCUAUAAAAUGCGCCAGUGCAUCCGAAAAGCAUCGUGAAUGCGACACGACCGAUACGCGAAAAUGAAAAAUCGCCCGCUACGACAGAAGAUACUCUAACACUUAGUGUUAUGUUUCGCGUACGCUCGGGAUGGCCACACACGAGCAAAACGAACGUAUGCAAGGCAGUAUGAAUCCCCAAGCGGGGUGGAGUACGCAGCAGACAGAGCCGCAGAACUCACAGCCAGCAACAACAGAUCAACAAGAAUCACAGAAUCAAACGGAGAGUCAGAAAAUAGAACAAGAAUUUACCAAAAUGACAGAUCAACGAGAACAACAACCCCAGCCACAACAGCAGCAGCAACAACAACAACAACAAACCAAAGGCAAUGAAGAACCAAGAACAAAUUUGAUCAUCAAUUAUCUUCCACAGAGUAUGACAGAGAAAGAUCUUUAUAGUUUGUUUGUAACUAUCGGACCUGUGGAAUCUUGUCGUGUUAUGAAAGAUUAUAAAACAGGAUAUAGUUACGGUUUUGGCUUUGUUAAUUAUGCAAAAGCAGAAGAUGCAGCCACUGCUAUAAGUACUUUAAAUGGACUCCAAGUCCAGAAUAAAAGGCUAAAAGUGUCUUUUGCACGGCCAUCUGGUGAGGAGAUCAAAGAAACUAAUCUUUAUGUAACAAAUUUGCCAAGAAAUAUAACUGAAAGUCAGAUCGAUGAUAUAUUUAGCAAAUACGGAAAUAUCGUGCAAAAGAACAUUUUAAAAGAUAAGCUCACUGGAUUGCCAAGGGGUGUAGCAUUCGUGAGAUUCGACAAGCGGGAAGAAGCACAAGAAGCGAUCGCACGACUACACGGUACGAUACCAGAAGGUGGAUCAGAGCCACUUAGCGUAAAAAUCGCGGAGGAACACGGAAAACAGAAAGCUGCAUACUACGCUGGAUGGCAGGCUGGUUACAACCAGAGUCGAGGAGAACGUCUGUACCCAACCAGGAAUAAAUACCAGCGUUAUGCGCAUUACCUUUAUUAAAAGAAGAACGCAAUUUCUUGUUUGGUACUCGUUGUUACCCUUGCAGUUAUGAUACUAUGAAUUCCUAUUGGUGUAAUGAGAUUGGCAUGAUUAAGUGCGCUUAAUACCAAGCACAAUUGUUACUACCGUUAAUUGUAACUGGAGAAAACAGAUUCUUAGACAGGAGGAACAAACUGUUGCUUUCUGAUUCAAUAUUUUAGGAUUAAUUCUUUUUUCUAUGUGAAUCCUAGCUUUGUUCGACUUUGCUUUUGUAUUAUAAUAACAAGAUGUAAAGUUCCUCAGGCUUAAGCCUGAUCUUAACACAAAGCACAACUGUUUGUAAUUCAAUAAACAACCACACAAUUUGCUCAACGAAUGUAAACGAGUACUUUGUAAUCUAUCAGGCAACAAGUCUGUGGUUCGAAGACUCUCCUCCAAUAAAGAGGAGCUUUAUGAUACGGUUUUACUGCUAGCAGAGUUUGAUUUAACACUUUGACACAAAAUAUAGGAGACACUCAUUAAUUAAUCUUAUAUUGUAUCAAAUAUAACUGCUCAGAAAGUUGAUUACUGUGUUAACAAUGGAUAGUAGUGUCCAAUAUUUUGAUGGUCAAUGUGUUAAACAAGAAAAAAAGAGGACGUUUCUGGGUUUUACUUAGAUAGAACUAUUAAGUAGUGCCCAGUUUAAUAACUCAGAAUAGCUAGACGAGUCCUUCCUUGCAAAGGUUGCACAAUUUUUACGACUGUCCGUUAAUCGAUACUUUGUUCAUCGUGUUCACUGAUAUCGAUUUCUCAGUGGACUGUAUAGAUAGUAAAGUAUGUAUAUUCAUUCAUCCUGUAAGACGAAUCGCGACUAUCUAUUCUCAUUAGAUAAAUUAUACCUCGUCUUGUAAAACUAAUGGAUGAAAUUUGCCGACGAAAAUUGUCUUUAAAAAAAUAAUUCGAACAGUAGACAAGCGAAUAGGCUUGAGAAGAAGCAUUGUAUUUGGUGAUAUGUCGUUGCUGAAGCAACAAUAUUGAACGAAAGGAAAAAUGGCAAUCGUCCUUUCGAAUUGAUCGCCAUUUUUCCAUAUUAUAAAGUUAAACGAUCUUCGCUGUUACUAACUUUCGUCCUUUUAAUGCUAAAUACAUAAAUAUAAAUAUAUAUAUUAUAUAUAUAUAUAUGAAUCGGUCGAGAAAAAAUGGUGAAUUUCGAAUUAGCUAGAAUAUAUGAGAAACACACGUAUCUCCUACGACCCUGACAAUCGUUCCUUUUUUUAGUCGAUUUUUCGCGUCUGUUCGAAGUAUAAUUAUGACAUGGACGCUUUCGAUAUAUGAUCCGUAUUGACGUUAUAAAAUAAUAAAUCUCCCUUGGUAGGAGGUACGAUUCAUCUUCCUCCUAUAUUAAUAACACGUUCAGGUGCAUGAUCAAGAACGGGAGUGCAUGAUCUUCUUUCUUCUUUGAAUAAAUUGUUUCUUUAUUUACACAAGAUUCAAAUUUAUUUAUAUAAAAUUAUAUAUGUUAUAAAAAAUUGAAAUUGUAAUAAUAAUGUGGAUAAUUAACACAAAUAAAGAUGAUUAGUAUUGAAUAGUCUGUAGAGAAAUGAUUAGAAUGGUUGGUUUCUCAGUAAGUUAGCUCAGAGUUCAGUUGCUGCAGAUUAAUAAGACAUUUUUCAAUCAACUUUUUCAAUUAUUAUUAUUCAGAUGUAAUGUACCUAAUAAACAUAAGAUAUAAUUUGACUAGCGAGAAUGAAUUUAAUUAAUUUAAAAUGAGUUAAUAGAAAUCUGGAAAAUGCUUGAAAAAUGGAAAUAAUAAUCAAAAGAAAGACAGACUUUAUAUAUAGGAUUAUGCAUUCCCGACUGACGAAAAAUUUGGGAUUUAGAAAAUAGAAACUCUUUAGGAAUUUAAUAUUGCGAAUGCGCCGGUAUUUGAGCCCUUUGCACACAAUUACGUCUGUUGUAAAAUUCCUAUCGCUGCGAAAUUCGAAUUAAAGAACAAGUAAAAGACAGACGGAUCGGUCGCUGCGAUAGGGCUGAAAAAAGAGGAAUGGUAAAAAAAAAAAAAACGGGAAGCUGGGAUAAUUUAACACCGAGAAUUUAAUUAGUACUUAAGUUAGUCGGGUUAAUGAGUAAGAUUUUCAAAUAUUCCUUUAGAAUAUAUUCAUGUUAUGAAAUGAUCUCACGUUGUUCUUUCUAAAAAAGAAAAAAAGAAAGAAGAAGAAACCGAAAGAAAAAAGGAUUUGAAACGAAUAAAAAUAAGAAUGGAGAUUAUUUCAGAAAGAUCUAAAAAUUCCCUAGGAACUCUGGUAAUAAUAAUAAAAUUUAAAAAGUAGAAACGAAUCGUUCCCAUUGUUGCAAUAAUAUCGAAUGAGAGCAAUAAAAAUGAUUACGUUUAUGGAUGAAAGAACGACGCGAGUGUUCAGUGUAAAUAAAUCGAAAUUCUAAUUUUUAACUUAACAUGUUAAGUAGUAAAUUGUAAGGUCUAACGGAUCGAAGAUUGUGCGAAAAUGGUUAUAAUCCCGAAGUCUAGUAGCGCUAACGAUGGCUGUGAUAUGGAAUAAGGAAAUAACUAACGAGAGAAUGAACAAAAAAAAAAAAAAAAAGUGGAGUAUCCGGGAUAUACAACGGAUAAAAACUUACUUCUCUUUUCCUCGCUCUCUUGCUUUUUCUCUUCUCUCUCAUUCUCUUCUUCUUGAGUCGAAAAAUCACCAGAAAAAUUCAUCAUUCAAUUCCUAUAUUAAAAACUUCAAAAAUUUAUUCAGAACACGUAAAAAUAUUACUCUAGAAAAAUUAUAAUAUGUGGAAUUUGAAGUAAAAGUUGGGAAAAAAUGUCGUAAGAAUUUAUCAUUUAUCUAGAAAGAUUUUUACAGAGUAACUUGAGAGCGAUGAAAUUGGAGGGGACAGAGAAUUAUGUCUCGGUUGAAAAUGCCUGCGACAUUCCCAAUAAUAUAUUCAUCAUCGUAUUUUUCUUUUUCUUCUACCGAAACAAAUAUUAAAAAAAAGGAGAGAAAAUCGAAAAAACACGGUUAUGCGAUCAACGUUUUACUGUAAUUAAUUGAUCUCACUUUAUCGAAAAUUAGAUUCGAUUCUAGCGUUUAAAAUGAUCGACAUAUUUGCAAGAUGCAGAGUGAACCGGAAGUGGCGCUAUCAUCUGCAAAAUAACGCCCCCCCUCCCAACUAUUCAGAACUGAUCGUAAUUACCAAGCACAAUUUUUCUCUUGUAAUUCAUUGUUUUAAGCGGAGAAGAUAUUUGUAACAUAACCUAAUUAAGCGUUUCUUUUCGAUUUCCAGUUCACUCUGCGCACCUGUAAAGAGACACACGCAUACAUGAUACACACACAAGACACGUUACAUUGAUAUAGUAGAGAGCUACAACUAUGUACAUGGUAUAUGGGUAGACUAAACGACAAUUGUUGUACGAACAUUUCCAUUUAAGAAAACGUGUGUUCAACGUACGAAAUACGUGCGUCGAGUCGUAUCGAGAAACUGGCCUAACAACGUACUUAUGGCUUUUGUGCUGAUGAUAUCCCACUUAUCCAAUAUAGUUGGUUCCGAUAUAUCAUCAUUAGACUGCGGAUUUUUAUUCACUUAUGGAAGAUUUGAAGGUUGAAACAUGCACACCAUGCAUAUAAUAUGCAAAAGUAUUGGGCUACCUCGUAAGUAACACAGUUUUUCUGACAAUUAUGUUUAAAAGAAUGAAAGUUGUUACUACUGAAGUUUUAUAAAAUUGAGAUAAAAAUCUUCAGAAAAAGAUAAAGAAUUAUAAGAAAUAAAAUCAUACUGAUUAACUAUACCGGUCAAUUGCCAUCAUGCAAUGUUUUAUUUUCAUGUAGUAUACAAAGAUCAACGACCAUAUUACUUAUGAGAUGGUUUAAUAUAUAGAAUAUUCGUAUUUAAACGCUAAUUAGGCAAUACAGUAUUCAUUAUAAUACUUAGUACACAUUUGAAACAAAUUUCUAUUUAGAUACCAUCUCUUUAGUUAUGUUCAUGAAAAUCCGCAGUCUAAUUAUCAUUAUUACCCCACUCAACAGAGAGGAUGCUUGAAUUGCUUGAAAAAGAACGAACGAACGGGAAUCAUAGUCAUCAUCAGGACAAAACACGACAAGUUUGCUCGAGAUUUUUUCAGACACGCCCCUCGCAUAAGUAUCUCAUACCUUUCUUAUUCCUUGUUGCUACACGGGUCUACGUGAUUCUGUAGUCGCUCGUUAAAUUUGAUUAAAAUGAUUAGAAACGAACAA